Messenger RNA from Fusarium venenatum, 2496 nucleotides. NCBI's taxonomy places the organism in Eukaryota, Fungi, Ascomycota, Sordariomycetes, Hypocreales, Nectriaceae. The record is from RefSeq and is a predicted model, not a curated record.
AUGGAAGUAGACCCAGACGACAAGAAAGAUGCAGUGGAUUAUUCCGCGUCUUUCAUUGGUGGAGAUCUCACUUCUCCAUUCCUGAAUGUUGACAAUGCUGACUUUGGGUCGGUAUUAAACCAAAAUUUCCUGGACCCGAAUGGCUUCGAUCUGAGUUUUGAUGAACUGUGGUCUAAUGAUAUCAACCAAACUCCUGGCGAUACAAACGCCAGUCAAAACCAUCUACAGCAACUUCACACAGUCGAGUCAUCAUCAACCCAAUCACCCAUUCUCACACCUUCAACGUUACCCCCGAAAGUCGGGCACAGAUUCACCCUGGAAGCCCUUCGCUCUUUGAAAGAAUGGUUCUCAACACAUGCCGAUAAUCCAUACCCAAAUGAAGAAGAAAAGACCAUACUCGAGCAUCAAACAGGCCUGAGCCGAACACAAAUAACAAACUGGCUGGCCAACGCCCGAAGACGUCGGACGAUAGCUGAUGGCCGUGCCAACGGAAACGCCCAAGUCCCUGAGGGAUACACACCUACACGCUCAGGAACGCCGAUUCCAAAACCUUUGAGAGAUCUUAAUCCCCUGCAGCGAUGGCAGAAUUCGCCGCCUGAGAAUGAGCCGGCUGCUGUUUCUGAUAUUGCUCGGGCGGUGGCAUCAGGAGAAUCGAUCGGAGGUCGGAGAGGAACAAGCGAUGAAAGGAUACCACGAAGACGACGGCAUCGAUCAACAACGAGCAGUUUAGGUACAUCGAGAAGUGGCUCUACAGACUCACGCUCAUCUAGAGGCUCUAUCAGCGGAAUCUCAUCCCAUAGCCGCGGCCGCUCGAUCCUAAGACCACAGAAGUUGAACUCUCUUACAAAGCCGAGGCUUCCUUUUCAAUGCACCUUCUGUACGGAGAGCUUUAGAAGAAAGUACGACUGGCAACGCCAUGAAAACUCGUUGCACCUCCCACUGGAAAGAUGGGAAUGUUCACCGAAUGGGCUGACAGGCAUAAACCCUGACAAUGGACAAGUUGUCUGUCUUUUCUGCGGUCAGGAAAACCCAGACGAGAAUCACCUUAUAAAUCAUAAUCCUUCUGCUUGUCAAGAAAGGGCGUUUAGCAGAAAAGAUCAUCUUAAGCAACAUCUACGACUCGUACACAAUGCUGCACUCACAGAUCUAACCACGAAACUGUGGAAAACUACACAGCCAGAUAUCACUUCAAGGUGCGGUUUCUGUCAAGCUUCGUUAAGUACAUGGCCAGACAGAGUUGAUCAUCUGGCGAAUCAUUUCAAACUCGGAUGUACGAUGAGAAGCUGGAACGGAGACUGGGGUUUCGAGCCGUUUGUUCUCAAGACUUUGGAAAAUGCCAUGCCUCCAUACCUUGUGUAUUUUGAAGGUGGUACCCCGUUCCCAUUCACUGCCAAUGGCAGACCACCCGACAGUCCUAGGACGGCAUACGAACUUAUCUCGAUAGAGUUGGCCUACUUCAUACAGCACCACAAUGACACAACUGGAAGUCUACCAAGUCAUAAGGCAUUGCAGCUGGAAGCAUGUAGGAUUGUAUUCGGGUCCGAAGUAACGUUUCCCGAGACCAAUCCAGACUCGCAGGGGGGUUCGUCAUGGUUACGAGAUUUGAUAUUGUCAUCUGAUGAAAUUGUCCAACAGGCCCGCUUCGCACCCAUCCGUUCGCGUGCAGAGAGCAGACUGUCUGUGUUGAAAAUUAAGGGCAGAAACGCAUUAUUUGAAGAAUGUCCAUUGGAGUCUCGCCUGCAAGCCUUUGUAACUAAAAGGGCAAAUGGCAUCUAUGCGAUGUCGGACGACGAGCUGCAAAGAGAAGCUGGGCGAAUUAUCUUGCAAAUGGAGAGCGAAUUGCAGACAAAGCCCGAAUUCGUGGCUAACUGGCUGAUUGGGUUUCUCAACCGUUCGACAAGCUGGGUUGCUCAGUUUCGACGGCGCGCAGUGAGCAGCGGUCAGAAUGUCCUUGAACCGAGCCAUAUUGGGCAAUGGCAGGAUGGUGGUCAGUGGCAGUUCGACCCUCUAUCACACGAGGCACAAAACUCAUUGCCCGGCGGAAACGAGUGGUUACUUGUCGGGCAUGGCGAUGCGGCGGACAUCGACAAGAUCUGGGGAAUAGAAACUGAAAACAGCACCAAUUUGACAUCUAUGGAUGCGUCACUGCGAGACUUUACAUGGCUGUGGUCGGAUGACCAAUCGCCACCAGCUAUACCACAGUCGAACCUGAGCCCUGGAGCUGAAGGUCAAUCAACACUUCGUCCAACAUGGCUUGGUCCUGGCAUAUAUGUCCUCAAUGACCCAAAUCACAUUCCAUGGUUCGCCCGCGAGAUGAAGCGAUGGGUGAAAGCCGCCAUGUCGCCGAACAAUCCAAUCUGCCAUGUUCCUUCCGACGAGGAAUUAAGACAUCAAGCUCGAUGCUUGUUAUAUAAUGACGAUGAUCCUUGGAAUCAAACACCGGCAGACAAUUCUCAAUGGCUGGAGAUUUUCAAGAGGGAGGCUGGUAUUCUAUAA